Messenger RNA from Laccaria bicolor S238N-H82, 963 nucleotides. RefSeq lists its product as uncharacterized. Bases 1 to 963 code for a protein of 320 amino acids. The transcript is spliced from 6 exons. Gene Ontology annotation, biological process: L-histidine biosynthetic process. Gene Ontology annotation, molecular function: magnesium ion binding; ATP phosphoribosyltransferase activity. Gene Ontology annotation, cellular component: cytoplasm. NCBI's taxonomy places the organism in Eukaryota, Fungi, Basidiomycota, Agaricomycetes, Agaricales, Hydnangiaceae. The record is from RefSeq and is a predicted model, not a curated record.
AUGAGUAUGUGGGAUGUUCACAAUCUCUACAGCUCCACUGACAACUUGUUACUGGCAGACUCAGAAACUCUAGACGGUCGAUUGCUUUUCGCAAUUCCGAAGAAAGGAAGAUUAUAUGAAAAGUGUUUGGCACUACUGGCUGGUGCGGAUAUCCAGUUCCGACGAAAUAAUAGAUUAGAUGUUUGUCUUGUUCUGAAUCACCGCAUUGCCUUAGUCUUCCUUCCUGCAGCAGACAUUCCCUCCUUCGUCGGCAAGGGCGACGUCGAUCUCGGUAUUACUGGUCACGAUGUCAUUCUAGAGUCGAACAUGCAAGAUCUGGUAACCGAAGAGCUGCGACUUGGUUUUGGAAAAUGCUCGCUCCAAGUGCAAGUGCCAGAAUGUUCAUCCAUCAAGACAGUAGACGAUUUGGCUGGAAAACGCGUCGUUACUAGUUUCGAGGUUCUGGCUGGUAAAUAUUUUAGUGAGAUCGACGAUCGCCUACAACUCGUGGAAGGAAACCGCACACAAAUAGAAUACGUUGGGGGCAGUGUUGAGGCUGCCUGCGCACUCGGCCUCGCAGACGGUAUUGUUGACCUCGUUGAAUCCGGUGACACAAUGCGAGCCGCUGGGUUGCACGCAAUCGCAACUGUUCUUGAAACGGAAGCGGUUCUCAUCAGAUCUAGCGUACCCAAGCACCCUCACUUGACGCCUCUUAUUACUCUUAUCGCAAGGCGAAUCGCAGGCGUCAUCGCCGCAGGCAAGUAUGUAGUUUGCGAGUACAACAUUUCCCGCGACAAUCUGGCAGCCGCUAUCAUUAUUACACCUGGCCGGAGGGCACCUACCAUCAGCCGACUGGAAGAGGAGAAUUGGGUAGCCGUCAGCAGUAUGGUGGAGAAAAACAAAUGCGCCCAAGUGAUGGAUGAACUUGUCAAGGUCGGUGCUGAGGACGUCCUGAUUUUCAACCUCGACAACUGUAGAGUUUGA